Malassezia pachydermatis is the source of this 1086-nucleotide messenger RNA. RefSeq lists its product as hypothetical. The coding region runs from base 1 to 1086 and encodes 361 amino acids. The record is from RefSeq and is a predicted model, not a curated record. Gene Ontology annotation, molecular function: zinc ion binding; sequence-specific DNA binding. NCBI's taxonomy places the organism in Eukaryota, Fungi, Basidiomycota, Malasseziomycetes, Malasseziales, Malasseziaceae. Gene Ontology annotation, biological process: regulation of DNA-templated transcription. The transcript is spliced from 3 exons.
AUGGCGUCUAAUAGCGCCCCUGCGCCCUGGCAAGUUGGAGCGCCUGCAUCGUUGGAACCAGAUGCGCGGUAUUCACUAGAGCGUCUUCAUGCAGCUUCUCUUUCGCUCUACAAUUGCGUGGGAGAAUUGCUAAACGUACCCGGCUCUGUGCACCGUGCCGACGAUCUGUAUGCCAUCCUUCCCAUCGUGUCUGAGAUCAAUCAGGAGGUUCGGACGCUGAUUCCCUCACACGACACUCGCAGUGGCCGUGAGGCCGUAGAUAUGACACCCUACUAUCCCUGGAUGCCCAGUGGGAGUGGAAAUGCCACUUCUUCGUACUGGGCAUCGAAUGUGCGGGAUGAUCGUGAUGCUAAACUGCUGCGGACUGAGGAUGACAAAGCUGUACCUAUGCGAGGGCGUCGAAGCCCCUCUCAGCGGGGCAAGACAGGUAUGGAGCGCAGUACCCAACCUCGCUCUGCCCGUGCCCCUGGCAGUGCAGAGGACCUGACGUACUUGUCGCGCAUGGGCCCCGAGUCGGUGGGAAUGCCACACUCAUCGGCGUCCGCCUCGUCCAGCCGUGGCUCCGAUCAUGCCUAUCAUACUUACAGCGCUCCUGCUAAGGCUGCGCAGCAUGAGACCACACCCACAUCACAGCAGUCACAGACUUACGUGCCCAAGUAUCGCAAACGUAGUCGGGCUCCUGCGCCGGGUGUAUGCCACUCGUGUGGAAAUGAUGACACACCAGAAUGGCGUCGAGGCCCAGAUGGUGCACGUACUCUAUGCAAUGCUUGUGGCCUGCACUUUGCCAAGCUGGUUCGCCGCCGGACGAUGGAGUAUGCCAAUGCAGCACCUGGUGUGCCUAUUCCGCCUGUUACUAUUGCGGAGCUUCGUCAGUCGACGAAUGUGAAUACCAACUCACCUAGUGUAGCGCAGGCAGAUGAUGAGCGUGCUCGCAUUGCUGCAUCGCAUGCGGCUGCCGCUGCCACGGCCUCUACGCUUGCCCGUUCUGCACCGGAGACCACAAACACACCACGGGAUAGCGUCACUCCGUUGCCACCGCCAGCCCCAUCCACAACAGACCGGACUGAGCGCACAUCGGUGGCAUAA